Mus musculus (house mouse) is the source of this 7166-nucleotide messenger RNA. RefSeq names its product phosphodiesterase 7A (gene Pde7a). The transcript is spliced from 13 exons. NCBI's taxonomy places the organism in Eukaryota, Metazoa, Chordata, Mammalia, Rodentia, Muridae. Gene Ontology annotation, cellular component: cytosol. Gene Ontology annotation, biological process: cAMP catabolic process; signal transduction. The coding region runs from base 2761 to 4194 and encodes 477 amino acids. Gene Ontology annotation, molecular function: 3',5'-cyclic-nucleotide phosphodiesterase activity; phosphoric diester hydrolase activity; 3',5'-cyclic-AMP phosphodiesterase activity. The record is from RefSeq and is a predicted model, not a curated record.
UUUUUUUUUUUUUUGAGUUUUUCGAGACAGGGUUUCUCUGUAUAGCCCUGGCUGUCCUGGAACUCACUUUGUAGACCAGGCUGGCCUUGAACUCAGAAAUCCACCUGCCUCUGCCUCCCGAGUGCUGGGAUUAAAAGCGUGCACCGUGAGUGUGUGUGUGUGUGUGUGUGUGUGUGCGCACUCUCGCGUGCCUGUGCACGUGCGAGUACACACACGAGUACAUGUGCAUUUACCUGUGCCAGCAGUACACCCAGCAGUGUGUAUGGAAGUCAGAGGAUGCCAUGUAGGAGUUGGUUCUUUCCUUCUGUUACAUGGGUCCUGAGAAAUGUACCCAAGUCAUCAGGCUUAGUGGCAGCACCUUUACCUGCCAAACCAUUUUGUCAGCCCUGUAUCUAGAUUUUUUUUUUUAACAACACCUUGUAUUAAAUGACAGGUAUUUCAUCGUUCACCAGUAGAGGAUUGGUUAAAUUCAUUGUAUUUUUUCUUUCCAGUGGUAAAGAUCAAAACCAAGGCUUUAGAUGUGCUAGGCAGACACUCAACCAGCUAGCUACAUACCAAAUCAAUUGAUGGCAUUUUAAUUUAACAGAAAACAAUAUUCAAUUAAGUGAUACCAUCUAGCCAGAUUUAUCAUGGGAAAAUUAUACCAUUUGAGUGAGGGAGUAAAUUAGUUGAAAAUGGUAAAUGUAGCCUGCUUGCCUUUUCUCCCUCCUUCCCUCCCUUUCAGGGAGUGAAGGCAAUUUUGAGAUUUCUUACUGUGCAACCUUAAACUGUCCUCUACCUUCUAAGUGUUGGGAUGCCAGGCAUGUGUUACCAUGCUUAGCUAAUUAAUGUAGCUUCCUAGCUAGCAUCUGUAUUUACAGGUAAACAUCAUGAUGAUGUUAUAGAUACCAGUGUAUCAGUAUGCAAACUUUGUAAGUUCAGUGGGAUAUUAAUGCAGCUGUCUUUGGGCAGUGAAAAUUGUGGCAGUUUUAACUAUCCUUAUACUUUGGUGAUUUCUUGUUACAUAAUGAGAACUUUUUUGUAAUCUAAAAUCAACAAAGAUAUUCUUUGAAACCUUCCUAUUUUAAAAUGAUUUGCAUUUAUUAGUUCAGUUUGAACACUGUUCAAGCAGAGUUUUAAAAUUAUGAAAAGACCAGGCUCUAGGGAAUUUAGUGAAUAGUAAUGUAUUCACCACUGUGUUCCUGAGCCUGGCGUUAACUAUAAAGAUAAAUACAUUUUUUCCAAGUAGACAAGUGUUGUACAACCUCCUCACAUUUAGGAGUCUGUAGUUUGAAGCUACUGCCUUUGCUCUGGGAGAUGACCGAGCUCCCAGCCCUUUCCCAGCUUCCCUGAAUCCACAGAUAGAAGACACACACAGUUUGUUCCUUUAUAACUUGCCUUCUUGGUACAAUUGCUGGGUGCUGAUAUCUCCUGCCUGAAAAAGUGUGUCCUUACCAAUUUAUGAUCUCCUUCUUUCCACCUGCCCCAGAUUUGAGUGGCUAGUCCCACCUGGUCCCUACCAAACAUCCAUGGCCACCCAUCUGUAGUGGUGCCACAGGCCACUGCUCUCCUGGACCCCUCACAGGGUUGCUGCACUCUUCUUCCUCCAAAGCAUGGCAGAAAAACUCCUUCCUUUCAUCUGCCCUCUUCUCCUGAGACCUAGAAAUCCCACCUAUACCUUCCACCCAGUAAUUGGCUCCCAGCUUUCUUUACUGACAAAUCAAGAACCAAUGGGGGAACAGGACCUUAGCAUUAGCACUGCCCUCUUCAGAAGUUUUCCCAUAAUUAACUUUUCACAUGGUUUUUAUUCUUUGGGAAUUCCAUGCAGUGUAUCUUAAUCAUACAUAUUCACCUUCACCCCCUGCCGUGUUCUUUGUAUGUUUGGGUGGUGGUGGUGGUGAUGGUGGUGGUGGUGGUGGUGAUGGUGGUGGUGGUGGUGGUGGUGGUGGUGGUGGUGGUGGUGGUGGUGGUGGUGGUUUUAAGAGAAGACUACCCGAUAGCAAAUUUCUUCAUCCUCUGGCCUAUUAAAUCUUUCUUCCCCAAUUUGUUCCCUAAGCCUUAAGUGUAGGAGUUGUGCUGUAAAUGUAGUAAGUGGGUCGGCACAGUCAAGUUUUCUGCUUUGUGACCAGCUGUGGCUUUCUGUAAUGAUCUCUGUCUUCUCCCAGUAGAAAUUCUUUGGUGAGGAGUGAGAGCUACACAUACCUGUGGGUAUAUGGAAAAGUUCUUAGAACACAGUUAACUGUUCUAGAGACUCAUUAUAACAGGUUCUCCUGUGUUUCAUGACCUAACCAACCACUGGUAGCUAAAUUUACAUGCCAGGCAUGAAUUUCCUCCUGUGGAGCAGGCCUUCAGUCUAGCUAGAUUCUGGUUACCCCCAGGAUAUAAGUGCCUCUAUUGCACCUUUUGGAGUCUUCCACAUUGGGCAUCCUGGUUUGCUGAUACUGCAGGAUAGUGCCAUUGAUUGCUUUUCUCCCUUGUACGUUAUGUGGCUCCUUCAAUACUGUGUGAGCUAGUCCUCAGUGUGAUCCAGAUGGAGUGGCCAAAGUGUAUAGUGUCUUCAGCAAAAGGGCAUUUUCCAGAAAGUACCAAGGGCAGCAGCUAGAUCUACAUUGUUUCGAGGUUUCUUGGACUCCCUUCAGCAACAACUCUAAAGGUUUCCUAUACCUGGCACUGGGGUAUCUGCUAGUUUAUGGAGUUUGGGGGAGCAUUGUCAGCCUUACUUGGAGUAUCUUUAAUUAAACAACAAAAUUCAUAGGAGUAUAUGUGCGUAUGCUUGAGUGAAUGUGGGGGUGGGUAGUUUUAAGCAAGCAUAAAAUAAUUCCCUGUGGCCUUUUCAGUCAUCUUGUGUUGCUUAUCUUUCUCCUUUCCUCUCUCGCAGUCUUGCCAUUUCUCUUCCUUCCACAGAGACGUGGAGCUAUUUCCUAUGACAGUUCUGAUCAGACUGCGUUAUAUAUUCGUAUGCUAGGAGAUGUCCGCGUGAGGAGCCGAGCAGGAUUUGAAACAGAAAGAAGAGGUUCCCAUCCGUACAUUGACUUCCGUAUUUUUCACUCUCAAUCUGACAUUGAAGCAUCAGUCUCCGCCAGGAACAUCAGAAGGUUACUAAGUUUCCAGCGAUAUCUCAGAUCCUCACGAGUUUUUCGGGGUGCCACAGUUUGUAGUUCUCUAGACAUUUUAGAUGAGGAUUACAAUGGACAAGCCAAGUGUAUGCUGGAAAAAGUUGGAAAUUGGAAUUUUGAUAUCUUUCUGUUUGAUAGACUAACAAAUGGAAAUAGUCUAGUAAGCCUAACCUUUCAUUUAUUUAGUCUUCAUGGAUUGAUUGAGUACUUCCAUUUAGAUAUGGUGAAACUCCGUCGGUUUUUAGUUAUGAUUCAAGAAGAUUACCACAGUCAAAAUCCUUACCACAAUGCAGUCCAUGCUGCAGACGUUACUCAGGCCAUGCACUGUUACUUAAAGGAACCUAAGCUUGCCAGUUCUGUCACUCCUUGGGAUAUCUUGCUGAGUUUAAUUGCAGCCGCCACUCACGAUCUGGAUCACCCAGGUGUUAAUCAGCCGUUUCUUAUUAAAACCAACCAUUAUCUAGCAACUUUAUACAAGAAUUCCUCAGUCCUGGAGAAUCACCACUGGAGAUCUGCAGUGGGCUUGUUAAGAGAAUCUGGUUUGUUCUCACACUUGCCAUUGGAAAGCAGGCAAGAGAUGGAGGCUCAGAUAGGUGCUUUGAUAUUAGCCACGGAUAUCAGUCGCCAGAACGAGUACCUGUCAUUGUUUAGAUCUCACUUGGAUAAAGGUGACUUACACCUUGACGAUGGCAGACAUAGGCAUUUGGUUCUACAGAUGGCCUUGAAAUGUGCUGAUAUUUGUAACCCAUGUCGGAACUGGGAAUUAAGCAAGCAGUGGAGUGAAAAAGUAACGGAGGAAUUCUUCCACCAAGGAGAUAUAGAAAAAAAGUACCAUUUGGGUGUGAGUCCACUUUGUGAUCGUCAGACUGAGUCUAUUGCCAACAUCCAGAUUGGUUUUAUGACUUACCUAGUGGAGCCUUUAUUUACAGAGUGGGCCAGGUUUUCAGACACACGGCUGUCACAGACGAUGCUUGGACAUGUGGGGCUGAAUAAAGCCAGCUGGAAGGGACUGCAGAGACAACAGCCCAGCAGCGAGGAUGCCAAUGCUGCAUUUGAGUUGAACUCACAGUUACUAACUCAGGAAAAUCGGUUAUCAUAACCCUGAACCAGUGGGACAACUCCCUCCUGCAACAUUGUGGAAAUGUGAAAUGGUCUUGAGUGGAAGAACUGGUUCUGACUGCUGAGGUUUCCAAGGGGAUGAUGCCAGCAUUAUCUAUCAAGAUGUCUUCUGUUAGAUCAUACGAGCGCACGUUUUAAUGGUAAGACAUGAAUAUACAGCAAUAUGCAUCUUGCUUUUGUAUGAAACCUUAAGUCUGUAAAGCUCAGCAGGAGAACCACAAAGGGUUCUUAACGAAGGAAGAUGAUGUUUUAGGUGUGCCAUGUGCUUUCAGAGUGUGUGUCCUUCAAGCCCUGAAACUUGAACUCAACCUCAGCAGCAAUCUUGAUGCAACCAGUCCAGUCCAACAGCGCAUCCGUCCCUUCCACUACAUUCUCUCUGAGAAAACAGAAAUGUGAAGUGCCCAGCCUCUGCUGCCUCUGGCAAGAAUCAAUCAAAUGUUUACAAAUCAAAUCUGAACUAUUGGUUCUAAAUUGCCUCGGAGCAUCGUUGUGAAGGAACCACUGACCGUUCUCAGCUGAGCUGGAGACUGCAGCUCUUCGCAGCAUUUGCCUUUUCUUCUUCGGAUGUCAAUGUCAUCAUCGCCUCCCACCUGCUGCUCUGCUCUGUGCCUGGAGACUGAGCAUUUAUUUACCACAGACGCCACACGAAGCUUUUCACUCCAGCGUGGUUGGCAAUGCAGAUUCCUUUUUUAACUGUUAGUUUUUAACAUGGGGUGGGAGGGAAGGAACACCACUGUCCUAGCUGUGUUCUGACUCUGCAGUGAAGACACUGCAUGUUGUUUUCACUACUGUACACUUGACCUACACAUGCAAGCAAAAGGUGGAAUGUUUAACAUACCAUAAUCAGCUCAGGGGAUUUGCCAAUCUGAAAUAAAGUGGGCUAGGGAAGUGUGUCCUUCAAAUCAAGGGUACUAAAGUCCCUUUCGCUGCAGUGUGUGAGAGGUAUGUUGUGUAUGGCUGUAUGGAUGUGUGUUUGCGUGCAUGUUUGUGCAUGUAUGGCUGUGCAUGUUCUGUCCAUCCAUGUGGGAAAGGAUUAGAAGUGUAAGUUCUUAUUUAUUGUUCUAGAAUGUGACAUAGUGAGCAGCCACACUUGGGGGAGGGGAAGGUAGGUGAAGCUGUAAGAUUGCUCCAGAUGCCUUAAACUAUGCACAAAGCUAAGUGACCAAACUUCUCAUUUUGAUUUGAAAAGUGCAUUGUUUUCUUGUCCCCCCUCCCCCACUUUGAUGAAACAUUACCCUUUGGCGGACCUUUUGAUGUGAGUAGAUGUUUUCUAGGAUAAAAUUUAAGGACUAAUUUUAGACUUAAAACAUUCCACUUUUGUAAGUUGUUUUCAGUGGUCUUAUGUAGAGCAAGCACAACUGUAACCUAGUUUAAGAGAAACGGUGCUUUCUUUUAGUUACCUUCUAUUUCCCUUGUUACUGUUUAAGACUGUUCAUUAUGUUUACAGUUUGUUGCAACAGCCAUCUUGGGAGAGAACUUGAGUGUAAAGCCAUGUGUGAAGGCUUGGGCACACUCGUUUAAACACGUGCCUGUUGCUUCACCUUCUGAUUGACAAAUAAAACCGGUCUUUGCUCAUUGGUUAAUCUUUGCACUCUACCUUACCACUCAGUCCUUUGGAAGUGACAUGCUGGAUUCUUAGGUGAUCAGUUAGCUGCUGCCUCUCCCGUUCAGUCCUGGGUAUUUUGAAGUCUAAGUUGUAUGCAGACUUUGUCUUCCUGGAGUGUAUGAGCCUCACUCUGCACCGUACAAGUGUGGCAAGGUCUGGUUCCGUUUGGUCAUUCUUGUAUAGCAUUUGUUGGAAAUUGCCUAAGAAAUCACACCCUUGAAAGGGAUAAAAAUAGCAGUUGUGUUUGUAUUCCUGGCCUUUUACAGCAGUAAGUAAUAACCACUUAAUUCUUUCUUUCAGAUAGCCUGGUAACAAUGUAGACAGACUGGCCUCAACUCAGAUACCUCCCUGCUUCUGGGUCCUACUAUUAAAGGUGUAUGCCACCAUCCACAGUGCCAAUAGAGUGGCCUUACUGCCCUCCCAGGCCUAACUCAUGAGAAGGGAUACCGUUCACGUUUUAGAUCAGACGUAUCUGCUCCUACUUCCUAGAAGAAAGUACAAGUGUUAGUGAACCCACUCAAAUGUUUGCCCAGUUUUCUAGAAAAGCUGAAACUUUAGUAAUUCUAAUAUAUCCAAAAUAUUUUCUUUUAGUAUAAUUAAAGUGGGUUGCUAAGUCUCUGAAAUCCAGUGUGUGUUUUAAACUUACAGUACAUCUCAAUUUAUACUAGCCUCAUUUCAAGUGGUCACCCAUGCCCACAUUCGGCUCUCCUAUUAGCAUGGGUACAGGAUAAUAGUCAUUACCCAAAGACAGCCACUGGCCCCUCCUAAAGUGACAGCAUAUUUGACCGUCCGGGGUCUGAGGAAGUCUCCUGCAAGCUAACAUUACCUUAAACAAGUUCACACAGUAUCUGAUAACUGCAAAGAAAAGUCUUGGUAUUUUAAUUUGCAAUGAAAAACAUAACUACCAAUCUUUCUCCCUUUAGGUAAAUCUUCAGAAGCCAAAUUAGGAUCAGCUGGUUUCCUCAGCAAGAAUUCUGAGCAAGGGACACAAAGUUUCCUAAAGCAUCCAUCUCCCUGUGGAGAUAGCUGCUACUAUCAUAUCUGUGAACUGGGUUCCUCCUCCCCUGGAUGCUAGAGGUUCUCUGCCGCUAGCGGCUUCUAUACAUUGGCUUGAUUGGCAGCUCCAUUGUGUUCAAGUUUAAUAGCAGGAAGGUUUAGCUUUCCUGACUCAGCUUCUCAAAGGGUCACCUUAGUGGUGCUUGCAAACCCAUCACAUUUGUUUUCUGCAGCUGUGGGAAUUACCUGCCUCAACCUAUUUUCCUUGAUCAGCUGGGUUUUCUACAAGAAUUUAAGGAACCAUUUAGGUCACUUUUUAAAAAGCAAAUUCAUUAAAAAAAAAAAAAAAA